AGAUUUGAGAAACACCAUUAAAAUUGUUGAUAUUUAUCUACAGAUAGACAUGGAACAGAUGUGAGUAAGCUUGAAGUCUGAAGUUGCUACUUUCUCAGCAUUUCUUUCUCACGAACUUCGUCACUCACUCUCCAUCUCUGUCUGAUCUCCCGAGUGGAGAAAGAUGGCCGGCUUGAAAUCUCAGAAAAAGGUUCUGAUAAUCUGUGGCGAUUACAUGGAAGACUAUGAGGCGAUGGUACCCUUUCAGGCAUUGCAAGCUUAUGGUAUUUCUGUUGAUGCUGCCUGCCCUGGAAAGAAAGCUGGUGAUAUAUGCCGUACCGCUGUUCAUCAGAGUUCUGGCCACCAGACCUAUUCUGAGUCUAAAGGUCAUAAUUUCGCGCUUAAUGCAACAUUUGAUGAGAUUGACGUAACCAAAUAUGAUGGGCUGGUUAUACCAGGAGGACGGGCUCCAGAAUAUCUUGCAAUGGAGGAAUCUGUUGUAACUUUAGUGAGAAAAUUCUCUGACUCUGGAAAACCAGUUGCUUCCAUUUGCCAUGGACAACUGAUCUUGGCAGCUGCAGGCUUAGUGAAAGACCGGAAGUGCACAGCGUACCCUCCUGUGAAGCCAGUACUAGUAGCUGCUGGAUCUCAUUGGGUAGAACCGGAGACCAUGAUGGCAUGUGUAGCAGAUGGUAGUCUCAUAACUGCAGCAACUUAUGAAGGGCAUCCUGAGUUUAUCAGGCUUUUUGUGAAGGCUCUUGGAGGCACCAUAACUGGCUCAAAUAAACGGAUUCUGUUUAUUUGUGGGGAUUAUAUGGAGGAUUAUGAAGUAAUGGUUCCGUUUCAGUCUCUUCAAGCUCUUGGAUGCCAUGUAGAUGCAGUAUGCCCAAAAAAAGGGGCAGGUGAUAAGUGUCCAACAGCUAUCCAUGAUUUUGAAGGUGAUCAGACAUACAGCGAGAAGCCAGGCCAUGAUUUCACCCUGACAGCUAGCUUUGAAGGCUUGGAUGUGACAAGCUAUGAUGCCCUCGUGAUCCCUGGAGGCCGAGCACCUGAGUACCUUGCACUGGAUGAGAAAGUACUUGCUUUGGUGAAAUACUUCAUGGAGGCAGGGAAGCCAGUUGCAUCCAUAUGCCAUGGACAGCAGAUUCUAUCUGCUGCUGGUGUUCUCAAGGGGAAGAAAUGCACUGCUUACCCUGCUGUGAAACUCAAUGUAGUCUUGGGUGGAGGAACAUGGCUAGAGCCAAAUCCAAUAGAUCGUUGCUUCACUGAUGGAAAUUUAGUGACUGGAGCUGCAUGGCCUGCGCAUCCUGAGUUCGUCUCUCAGUUCAUGGCAUUGCUUGGCAUAAAUAUAUCUUUCUAGUAUCAUGAAACAAAUUGCAAACAUGUCUCUGUAAAAUUUUCAUCAGUCUAUGAGAGUCGCGGUGCUAUCCUGAACUAUGUAUUUUGAGUGUUGCUAUUUUGGUUGGAGCAUCAAAUCUAUGUAGGUGUACAUUUGUUGGGGUGUAAUUAUCUGGAAGGAUGAUCUUGCUAUCUUUGUAGCUUUAUAGUUCAUGUAUUACAAUUAUAAUCACAUGUUGAACAAAAGGAACAUUUCUAUAUGUAUUGUCCUUAAAAUUUUGUCUUCUA
Macadamia integrifolia is the source of this 1605-nucleotide messenger RNA. Its product is annotated as protein DJ-1 homolog D. Lineage: Eukaryota; Viridiplantae; Streptophyta; Magnoliopsida; Proteales; Proteaceae. Bases 164 to 1339 code for a protein of 391 amino acids. The transcript is spliced from 5 exons. The record is from RefSeq and is a predicted model, not a curated record.